Thamnophis elegans (Western terrestrial garter snake) is the source of this 5617-nucleotide messenger RNA. RefSeq names its product zinc finger protein 76 (gene ZNF76). Gene Ontology annotation, cellular component: nucleus. Gene Ontology annotation, biological process: regulation of transcription by RNA polymerase II; central nervous system development. The transcript has 13 exons. Lineage: Eukaryota; Metazoa; Chordata; Lepidosauria; Squamata; Natricidae. Gene Ontology annotation, molecular function: DNA-binding transcription factor activity, RNA polymerase II-specific; RNA polymerase II cis-regulatory region sequence-specific DNA binding. The record is from RefSeq and is a predicted model, not a curated record. Bases 1942 to 3252 code for a protein of 436 amino acids.
AUAGGGAGGCGGGGAUGAGGAAAGAUGCACAGCCCUAGCUAUUGGGGAGGGGGUCGUUGGCGGAUUUCUUUCCCCUUCUCCUCCGCGGACACUUUUUGAAUUUUUUGUUAUUUUGGAAGAGGAAGAGGAGAGAUCCUCCAAGCCCCUCUUUAGCAGCGGGGUGCUUUGUGCUGCGCGACCUUUCACUUUGAGAUGCUAGCUUGGGGUUGUUGUUGUUGUUUCCCCUCUUGGCGUUUCAAAACCCUGCCAAGUCCGGCUUCCAGAGCUUGUAAUCGGCGGGCACAAAGCAGAGUGGGAUUGUCUUGAGUGGGAGGGGAAGCUGCUUUGGUUGCCAAGAGUUGCCAGUUUUUGUCUGGUCGGGCAGUGCUUUCUUAGCCCAUCACCUUGAGCAGAAAUGCAGUGGCCUGUAAUCCUUCGACAUCAACGCCCGGUGAUCUUGAGAAAAGACUUUGCUGGUUGGUUGGAUCCAUCCAAUCAACCAGAAGAAAACAGUUCUUCAUGGAAUCCUUCUAAAACUUGUCCAGCAGAGGAAAGUUUUUGGUGGAAACUGCCUGGUCCUGAUAGCAUCACUUGAGGAAAGCAGCUUACAUGCUUCUCGGUUCAAAUAUUACAAAAUAGGGCUGACUUGUUCAUUGUGUGAACAAGCUGUUGGUGGUAGUUAGUGUGCUUUGCAACUUAAUGUGUGAAUCCAAUCAACCAUGGUUAAGGAAUGCAUGACAGUUUCAGGGCUUCCGAAAUAUUUUCCUUCCUUAUCCAAAAUCACUUAUCAGAAAGCUAAUGUAAAUAAAAUGAGUCAAAUGUUCCUAUUGUGAUUGGGUAAGCGACACACAAACUCAUUGACCAAAGAAAACACUUUUACUCAAUUUGGGAUAAUUUACACAGAUUUGGGAAGCACUGGUUUAGGUUUUGUGUGAACAUUAUUAAAUUCUUCAACUUUGGUUCAGGUUUUCAGGGCUAUUUUUGGUACAUACUUCAAGCUAUUGUAUUCUAUUAGCCACAGAAUGAUGUGCUCUAAAUUCCUGUUCAUUAUUCAGAAAUUUCCUUUACAUAAAUAGUUCUCUCCAAAUCCACCUGGUUCCGUUUUCUCUCUCUCACAGGGCUUAUUUUAAAAAUGAAAACUUGGAUUAUUUCUAAUGUUUUUGAUUUUUAUUGUAUUUUAAAUUAGAAAAUAAAAAUGAAAUGAUAUAUUUUAAAAGGCACAAAGCUAUUUUAGUUGUUCAAACAGAACAUCAGAAAAAAAUUGAUUCCUACAUUUAGAGAAUCCACUUUUUAUGUAAAAAUGAGAAGGAUGGCACCUCAGUGAUAGAUCCUAUACUUUGAGAGCAGAAUUCCUGCCCCACUUUGGGUAAAACUGAAAAUGUUAUCUGAAAGCCUGCUGAGACUCAACUACUCUGCAUAGAAAAAAGUGAGCUAGAUGUUUAUUGGACAAAAUGUAACAUAAUUGCUAAAAAUUACAAUGUUAUUAUUUCCCCCUUUUUUUCCAGGAAACCUGCUUUCUGCAAUACUAGAAAAAUUAUAGAAUAUGAAAGCCCAACAUAUAAAUGCAGGUUUCUUCUAAAAAUGACACAAUUUAUAUGCUUAGGUUUGCCAAUCUAUUACUUGAAGCUAAUUACUGUGCUCAUUAAACUCUUUCUCUGUGCUAUGGUAUGUGAUUUGUUUAACUGUUGCAUGAAGAAGAUUCACUUUUUCGUAUCUCCAUUUCAGUUGGCAGAACUGGAAAAAAUCUUGCUGAAAACCUGGGCACCUAUCAACUCACAGGGUGUUUGUUGUGGGGAAAAUAAGAGGAAGUUGUAUUAGGUUUAAAAAGAAGUGCAUGUAGUCUCCGACUUACAACAGUUCAUUUAGUGACUGUUCAAAGUUACAACGGCACUGAAAAAACUCUAUCAGUGGGAACAUCUUUAAGUGUUGAAUAGAUGACUAAGGAGCUGCUACCAGAACAAAAUGGAGAGCUUGAGUCUACAGGCGAUGACCCUUUCUGAUGGGACAACAGCUUUUGUUCAGCAGGAGGCAGAUGAAGAGAAAUUAGUUGAUGGACAAGUGAUUGAACUUGAAGAUGGAUCCACAGCUUUUUUCCAACAAGUAACCCUGCAGAAAGAAUCAAUCACAUUUGAAGAUGGUCAGCCUGUUACACUGGAAGAUGGUACCAUGGCUUUUAUACAUCAUACUCCCAAAGAGGGUUUUGACCCCAACACCUUGGAGGCCAUCCAGCUGGAAGAUGGAUCCACAGCUUUCAUACACCGCCCUGUUCCCACGACAAUGGAUGACACUAUCUUGGCAGUGGAAGCAGAUGUAGGGUUGGAGGAAUUGGCAGUAGGGAAGAAAGAUGAUGCUUUUGAUUUAGAUACUGGUACCACUUUGAAGGAUUACACCAGCAAGGAAGACUUCCAGAAGGAAGAAGUGCAGAGCACUGGAAAUGGACCACGAACUCCUGACAAAGCUUAUUGUUGUAGAUACAGUGGGUGUAGCCGCCUCUUUACCACAUCCCACCAUUUGAAGGUUCAUGAGCGUGUCCAUACAGGCGAUCGUCCAUACCAGUGUGAUUUUACAAGCUGUGGGAAAACUUUUGCUACAGGAUACAGUCUAAAGAGCCAUAUGAGAACCCAUACUGGUGAGAAGCCAUACAAAUGCCAAGAAGAUUUAUGCACGAAAGCCUUCAAGACUUCUGGAGAUCUCCAGAAACAUAUCCGAACACAUACUGGUGAGCGGCCCUUCCGGUGCCCCUUUGAAGGCUGUGGCCGCUCUUUCACCACCUCCAAUAUACGCAAGGUCCAUAUACGAACACACACAGGAGAGCGACCAUAUAUGUGCUCAGAGCCCAACUGUGGAAGGGGUUUCACUAGUGCCACCAACUACAAAAAUCACAUGAGGAUCCAUACAGGGGAGAAGCCAUAUGCAUGCAUGGUACCAGGCUGUGGAAAAUGCUUCACAGAAUAUUCUAGUCUCUACAAACACCAUGUAGUUCACACACAUUGCAAACCAUACACUUGCAACACCUGUGGCAAAACCUAUCGGCAAACUUCUACUUUGGCAAUGCAUAAACGUACCGUGCAUGGGGAGCUGGAAGCCAUGGAUGAUAGUGAGCAAGCUCUCUAUGAACGUCAGUUGGAAGAUACCAUAGUGAAUAACAGCAGACCUCCAUUGAAAAGUCAUUGUAUUGUUUCUAUGAAGAUGGAAGAUGAAGUGCAGGAAGAUUCCAUGCCAUCGGCAGCAGCUCUUGUUUCUCAGGAUGGUGUAGAGCAAUUGGAAAUGUAGCAGAGCCUGGAAAGUAUGAUAACUACACCAGUUCACCAAGAAGCUAAACUGAAAAAUGGAUGUUGAGAUUUUACCUUGAACACUUAACAGGAGUGAAGAAUGAUGUAGAAACAAAAGUCAUUGGACAGCAACAGAUUCUACAGGGGCCUGCAGUUCAGGAGUCAGAUGACCAUGAAGUAAAUUGGACCUGGAGAGAAUUUUUAAGAAUUGUUCACUGCUAGUCAGUAGAUAUUGAUAACUGACAAGAGCAGAUGAUGAAGCAACAUUUUUGCCUGACACUUUUUAAACAAAUGGAUCUGUGAUAAGCUUUAAGAAAUCAACUCAUCUGAGAUGGGGUUUGUCUUAUCAUUUGGAACUUUUUCAUUUCUGGUACAUAUUAAUGGAAUGGCAACUUUUGGAUUAGAAAAUAUUUAAUAUCAGACUUUUAUUGGAUUUCAGCAACAAGAACUUUUAUCAUUUCAGAAUUUUAUAAUGUAUGUAUUUAGGGGUGAAUGUCCAGAAAGGGAUCACAGCUACUCCAUAUCCUAGAGCAGUGUUUCUCAAUUCAACAACUUUAAGAUGGAUGGACCAACUCUCAGAAUGCUAGGAGUUGAAGUCUAUAUAUCUUAAAGUUGCCAAGGUUGAGAAACACUGUCCUAGAGAAGUAUCAGUAUGAAAGCAAUGAAAUGUCCUCUAGAUGGGAUUAUCAGCGGAAGUUCCAAGAUAUAUAGCAAUGGGGACAAGCAAUAGCAUUAUGGGAGCUGAAAACGCUAUGAAGCGGUAUAUAAGUCUAACUGCUAUUGCUAUUGCUAUUCCUCCCUCCCCCCAAUAUACCAGAGUUAUUCUAAAUCUUAGCAAGAGUCUAAAUAGAAAGGUAAAAAUCUACAUUGAACUUGGAGGUAUAUUAAAUUGGUUCUGUGGAAUGUUUUAUUUUCUUUCACUCUGAAGAUAUAAUAGGUUUGGUAUAUGUAUUUUUAAAAAAUUAAAAUUGUUUUUCUGUUUUCAGUACUGGUAACAUCUUCAGCUGUACUAUUCAAUUCCUCUUUUAGUCCUAUAGAUUUAGUAAAUUUUGAAAAUUAAGUAUAGAUUUUCCUGCCCCCAGGAAUCCUAACAAGAUCAGGAAGGGAUUUUAAACUAGUUCUUACCACUAGUGAUUAAUGUAAAAAAAAACAUGUUUCCUUGUUGCCUAAUUAAUAGUCAAGAAGCAGUAAUUUUUAUCAAGAAUUGUGGUGAUGGUAGAGAAAAGAGACUUUUCAGUAUACAUCCAAUCCUAAUGAAAGUGGUCAUUUCUCAAUGGUAAUAAGUGUUGUUUUAUUAACUAUAAAAAGUGGUGAGGUUUUAUGGGCCACACAGAAUCAGACUACAGAUUGCUCACAUGACCCAGAUAGGAUAUGGCAGUGAUGGCUAACCUUUUUAUUGUUACGAGCUGAAAGCGUGUGCAUGUGCAUGCACCUGCACCCUUGUUCUCUCCAUGCAUGCACGUGUGACCCCCUGUGCCCCAUUUUGGGCUUAGUGCGCUUCCCUGCAGUUGCCUGGGAGAAAAAAUGGGCUAUGGGGGGAGGCAUUUUGGGCUUAGUAGGCCUGUCUGCAGCCUCCUGGGAGCAAAAACAGGCUGCAGGAGGGCCACGCUGUAACCCCCUGCACUCCUCCCACCCCCAUGCAUGCACUCCAGACCCCCCCACCAAUCUUACACAUGUGUACGUGUCUCCUGCAUGUGCCCCUUCCCCUACAUGCACGGCAGAGAACCAAAAAUCAGCUGGCUGGCAGGAGGCGCAUGUGCGGUGGAGCUCAGCUGGAGAGACUGCUUGCGUGCCUACAGAGAGGACUCUGCAUGCCACCUGUGACACGCAUGCCAUUGGUUCGCCAUCACUGGGAUAUGGUAUUCUGCCAUCAAAAUGCAUGUUAUAUAAUCGGAAAGAAGAAAACAGUUGUAUCCAGCAAGCUUGCUGGACACAGAAGAUUGUUUUAAAAGCAUCAUCUACUACAAUAUUUAUUGUAUUACUGCCUGCUGUAAUUCAUGAAAUAAUAUUGUACUGCUAAGUGUAUGGACACUAUCUCCUACUUGGUUGUUCAGUUACAAGCUUUGACGUGUACAGUGCUAUUUGACUUUUCGGUAGGACCUCAUCUCCUUUAGGCUUGUAUCCUUGGAAAUAUUCCAUUAUACAAUUGUGAAACUUUGCUCAGCCAUUGCCCCUUUCUUUUGUGUUUAUACUUGAUCCCAGCACUUAAUUCCAAAACAAUAACUUUACAGUAUGUGGUUAAGCUGAAACACUGAAAUAGAAAUUGGCUUAAGAAAAAUGAGUGUUCCUCUUUGUGCUUUGAUUCAGACAAAUCAGAACUUUAAUUCCUUUGAGAAUGAGGUCAAAGAAUAAAGAGAAUUAAUGAA